This is a messenger RNA of Ricinus communis (castor bean), 2408 nucleotides long. RefSeq names its product O-fucosyltransferase 10. The transcript has 10 exons. NCBI's taxonomy places the organism in Eukaryota, Viridiplantae, Streptophyta, Magnoliopsida, Malpighiales, Euphorbiaceae. The record is from RefSeq and is a predicted model, not a curated record. The coding region runs from base 186 to 1961 and encodes 591 amino acids.
AAAAGGAGCCACCGCACCACAUAAAAUCAAAACCCAUCUUUUUCACUUUCCCUGCUUAUUAACAACAAACAAACAGAUACACAAUAUACUCUCUCUCUCUCUCUCUCUCUCGCUCUCUCUCUUUAGCAGCAGACCUUUACUUUACUUCACUCGAACUUACUGUGUUCUCUCUGCUCUCUAUUUGCAUGGCCAUAAACACAGCCACGAAAGCCAAGCCAGGCAAUAACGUCGGCUGCGGCGGCGGCGCAACUGACGACAGUAACUCUCCGAGUCCACCUCCUUCUCCUCCCCCUAACCACCAGAUCACCGGAAUCCCUCAAUGUCGCCGUCGUCUCCGUUCUAAAGUCGAUCAGUCUCAUUUUCGCCGGGAGAAUCUGAGCGCCGGGAUCUUUCUCCGGUGGAACAUACGUUACUUGUUAGUGUUGCCGCUGUUAUAUAUUUCAGGUUUGAUAAUGUGUGUGGGUCCCUUCUCUGCUUUGCUUCAGCCUAGUCUUCCUGGUGCGGUUUAUCGGAGUCAUGACUUGUUUCUGAAGCUUUGGCCUCAUAUUUCUGCUGAUAAUUCCACUUCCAUUGAGUUAUCUUCCGUGUGGAAAUUCAAAAGGAGGUCAAAACUGCAAAGGCCCUGUCCCAAUUCAACUGCGAGGCAAUCUCUUGCUGCAAAUGAAGUGUCGACUGGACCUAGUGGUUACUUGAUUGUUGAGGCAAACGGUGGUCUUAACCAACAGCGUUCUGCGAUCUGCAAUGCAGUUGCUUUAGCUGGACUCUUAAAUGCAGUACUAGUCAUUCCUCAGUUUGAAUUUAACAGUGUUUGGAGGGACCCAAGUGAGUUUGGAGACAUAUAUGAUCAGGAUCAUUUUAUAGCCACCCUUGAGGGAUAUGUGAAAGUGGUUAAAGAGCUACCUGAUGAAGUGAUUCAAAGAUACGACUACAACAUUACUAAUAUCCUAAGCAUCCGUGUCCAAGCUUGGGCUCCUGCUAAUUAUUAUAUGGGAGCUGUUUAUCCUGUGCUUCAGGAGCAAGGGGUUAUCCGCAUUGCUCCCUUUGCCAAUAGGCUGGCAAUGAGUGUACCACCCCAUAUUCAGUUACUGAGAUGCAUAGCAAAUUAUAAAGCGCUGAGAUUUUCGUCUCCUAUAUCAACACUUGGGCAAAAACUAGUGAACCGAAUGAUUGAGAAGAGCUCAAGGACUGGUGGAAAAUAUGUUUCUGUCCACCUCCGUUUCGAGGAGGACAUGGUGGCCUUCUCAUGUUGUGUGUAUGAUGGAGGAGAUGCUGAAAAGCUCAAAAUGGCUUCAAUUAGAGAACUAGAAUGGAAAGGAAAAUUCAAACGAAAAGACAGGGUCAUUUUACCUGGUCUCAAUCGUAUUGAGGGAAAAUGCCCUCUAACCCCUUUGGAGGUUGGAAUGAUGCUACGGGGUAUGGGAUUUGAUAACAAUACGGCAAUUUAUUUAGCCUCGGGAAAAAUUUACAAAGCAGAGAGACAUUUAGCUCCUUUACUGCAGAUGUUUCCCCUUCUUUAUACCAAGGAUUCUCUGGCAACAGUAGACGAGCUUGCUCCUUUUGAGGGCUAUUCUUCAAGGUUGGCAGCUUUGGAUUAUACUGUAUGCUUGUUCAGUGAGGUUUUUGUGACAACUCAGGGAGGGAACUUUCCACAUUUUCUAAUGGGUCAACGGAGAUUCCUUUUUGAUGGGCAUGCAAGGACCAUUAAGCCUGACAAACGCAAGCUUGUUGUUCUCCUGCAGGAUAUGGAGAUCAGUUGGAAGGCCUUUAAGGAUCAAAUGGAAAUUAUGCUUACAGAAAGUGAUCGCAAGGGAUUGUUGGUACCCAGAGUCAGAAAAAUCAAUAGGAAAACAUCCAUUUAUAUGUACCCUUUGCCAGAAUGUGGGUGUCUUAUGUCGCACAACUCGUCUCUCAAAUUAACUUCCACAAAUCUGCUUGGUUCCCAACUCGAGUCCACAAGGUAACCAACAGAUUCCUUGCCACAUUCGUUUUGUGUACAGAAACGCAGCUCGGCUCAUCGUCUUCAGUCAUUGUUCUUGUGGUCCAUUGCUAGAAUCACGUGUGCAAGAGCAUAGAUGACUAUCAAGAUCAUCAAUUUAGAGUCUAGGAAUUCCAGUUUUGAUAAUGUGAGGAAUUUCUUUUUCGGCAAAAAGCAUUCAAGCUGGUGGAAGCACUGGUCAAUAUUUCUCUGUAUCUAGUUCUUAAGAGUUAAUUUAUUGGUUUUAAUAGAAAUUAUUGUUUGAUGUGGGUGUUGAGUUGGAGAUCGACUUCCUAGCUCUGAUUAAAUGGGCUUUGGGGAGAUACUUUGUAGAUUCAGUAUAGGGAUUUUUUUCUUUUCUUUUCUCACCCUGAUAUUUGUACUGUAAUUAUACUCGAGCAUGAAGCAUGAUGAUAUAUAUUUACUUUGAGCA